CCGAAGCAGGAGCCCCGGCCGAGGGCGCGGCGGGGCUACGCGCACGCUGGGGCGCGUGGAGGGGCGCGGAGGGCGAUAUGAGUCUGGUGGGGGGCUUCCCCCACCACCCGGUGGUGCACCAUGAGGGCUAUCCGUUCGCCGCCGCCGCCGCCGCCGCCGCUGCUGCUGCCGCCAGCCGCUGCAGCCACGAGGAGAACCCCUAUUUCCAUGGCUGGCUCAUCGGCCACCCCGAGAUGUCGCCCCCCGACUAUAGCAUGGCCCUGUCCUAUAGCCCCGAGUACGCCAGCGGCGCCGCCGGCCUGGACCACUCCCAUUACGGGGGGGUGCCGCCGGGCGCCGGGCCCCCGGGCCUAGGGGGGCCGCGCCCGGUGAAGCGCCGGGGCACCGCUAACCGCAAGGAGCGGCGUAGGACUCAGAGCAUCAACAGCGCCUUCGCCGAACUGCGCGAGUGUAUCCCCAACGUGCCCGCGGACACCAAACUCUCCAAGAUCAAGACGCUGCGCCUGGCCACCAGCUACAUCGCCUACCUCAUGGACCUGCUGGCCAAGGACGACCAGAAUGGCGAGGCGGAGGCCUUCAAGGCGGAGAUCAAGAAGACAGAUGUGAAAGAAGAGAAGAGGAAGAAGGAGCUGAACGAAAUCUUGAAAAGCACAGUGAGCAGCAACGACAAGAAAACCAAAGGCCGGACGGGCUGGCCGCAGCACGUCUGGGCCCUGGAGCUCAAGCAGUGAGGAGGAGGAGGAGGAGGAGAGCGCGAGUGAGCCAGGGCCCAGGAGCCGGAAGCCGACCCAGGACUCCGGGCAAGCUCUCCACGCUCUGCUCUGAGGACUUCUUGCAGUUGGAAUCAUCCGGUUUAUUUAUGUGCAAUUUGCCUCCCCUCUCUUUGCCCCCCCUUUGAGGCAUCCGCUCCCCACCUCCCCCCUCCAAAAAAAAAAGUGGAUAUUUGAAGAAAAGCAUUCCAUAUUUUAAUAUGAAGAGGACACUCCUGCGUGGUAAGGGAUCCCGGCGUCUCGUAGAUUCUCUGUGUGUGAAUGUUCCCUCAUGGCUGUGUAGGCACCAGCGUGGCCCCCUCCCCACUUACCCAACCCCUUCCAGAUAAAGACAGCAGACAAUUGUGUGUAUGUAAAGUGUAUCUUUAAUACCUGGCCUUUGGAUAUAAAUAUUCCUGGGGAUUAUAAAGUUUUAUUUCAAAGCAGAAAACGGGGCCGCUAACAUUUCCGUUGGGGUCGGUAUCUAGUGCUGUCUUAUCAUCUGUGGUCAUUCCCUAUUCGAAGAUGUUUCCAACAGCUACUUGUUUUGUGCACUUCCGUCCUCUAAAACUAAGUGGAAUUUAAUUAAUAUUGAAGGUGUAAACGUUGUAAGUAUUCAAUAAACCACUGUGUGUUUUUUUUACAACCCCCCCAAUCUUUUAAUGGUUGAUACCUCAAAAGAGUUUUGAAAACAAAACUGUUAUACUUGUUUUCAUAAUAUUUAAAAUAUUCAGAAGUAAACUAAAUUA
This is a messenger RNA of Zalophus californianus (California sea lion), 1498 nucleotides long. RefSeq names its product heart and neural crest derivatives expressed 2 (gene HAND2). Gene Ontology annotation, molecular function: protein dimerization activity; DNA-binding transcription factor activity, RNA polymerase II-specific; RNA polymerase II transcription regulatory region sequence-specific DNA binding. Gene Ontology annotation, biological process: heart development; regulation of transcription by RNA polymerase II. The transcript is spliced from 2 exons. The coding region runs from base 78 to 731 and encodes 217 amino acids. The record is from RefSeq and is a predicted model, not a curated record. Lineage: Eukaryota; Metazoa; Chordata; Mammalia; Carnivora; Otariidae.